AUGUGCUACAAUCAAGCAAAUACGGAGGGUCCUGCUCAGGCAAACCACGAGACUACUAUAGAUAAGGUGACGCGCUCGCCUAAUCCCAUAGAGUCGGAUAGUUCUCCUACAGACCUGGAUUUGUUAGGGAGUGUGUGUAGUAGGGUAGACAGUAAACUUGGUUUGGACGCAUCAAGGCCAACCACACCUGUCGAUGGGGAUUCGAACUCGCCUAUAGAGUUACGUCAGGAAUGGGAAGCGGUCAGUAUUGAAGAUGACGAUUUGCAUUUGCAUCGAAGUACGCAGAUGCUGGCAUAUAUUGACCACAGUCGCGAGACGAACUCUACGGUAGCGGGUUCACCUUCGUCUGCGAGAUCACUCGCGGAAUCCUCGGAUUCAACGGAACUAAAAGCGCCAAUUAAAAAUCAAGAAUUGUGCACAAAUUUGGUAUAUGUUGAUGCUUCGCUGUCGAAGGCUGAAAAGGUGACAGAAGAUGGAGUAGCAAAUACUUCAGUGAAAGAGCCCAUUCUAAUCAAAAGGAUGCCCUGCUCACGCGGUGUCACGCAAGAUAUUGCUUCGUUCAGUGAGGCUCAAGCGAAGCUGGCAAGUCAGUUCGACGAUCGUCGACGCAGAACAAGGCAGAAAAGGUACAUGUAUGUGUCUCUCAGAACACAAUUGGGUCAUUCAUACCGUUUAAGAGUUCGGGAGGCAGACACAGUAGAGAGAAUCAAGUACAAGGUGUACUCGAACACGGGUAUUCCAAUUGAACAGCAACACCUUGUGAUGAAUGGCAGCGAACUCAAAAAUGAUUCACGUACUGCACUGCAGCACGGUAUACGCAAGGGGUGCUCAAUUACUCUCGUUGUCAAAGUACAUUCCGGUAAUAUACGCAUGGAGUAUGUCCGUCCGGAGUGCUCGUCGCCUGAGCACUUCGACACACCCGUGGUAACUCAACUUAGAAUGGCCGACGGGCGUGUAGAAAUAAUACCCCCGGAAACGAACGCUGUCGAUCUACAAAACUACGUGCGCAAACUCGUUAAUGACGGACAGCAAGUGUCUACUCACAUACAGGUAGGUGGUAAGAGUAUUCUGGUCUGUUUGCGACCACCGUCAACAGAAGUGGAGGAAAGUAUGCUUGGCGUGAUACAGCCAGCAACGAGUGCACAAGAUAAAUCAAAGUCUGUCAACGGAGAACUAGAAACUGUUGCAUCCAAGUUCAAGCAGGAAGGCAGAAACAAGAGAAAGGAAGAUGGAGCUACCAAGAGCAAAAUGGAUGAAAUCCGAGCGAAAUUGGCUGCUCGAAAGCAGGUUAUGAACAAGAAUAAGAUCAAGCCUGUCGGUGGCGUUCACAAAUCGACAAGAAAGUAA
This is a messenger RNA of Sphaeroforma arctica JP610, 1347 nucleotides long. RefSeq lists its product as hypothetical. The transcript has a single exon. The coding region runs from base 1 to 1347 and encodes 448 amino acids. Gene Ontology annotation, molecular function: protein binding. The record is from RefSeq and is a predicted model, not a curated record. Lineage: Eukaryota; Ichthyosporea; Ichthyophonida.